AUACGGCCAAUAAAGCGGCUGAGGGGCGGGAGCAGCGCGCGCUGCAGACCCGGAGAAGCGGCAGACUGGCGGGGAGCCGAGGAGAGGCAGCAGCCGGUGGAGGCGCACCCCUGAAUCAGACUCCUCUCACAGAUCCGGGACGUGGUUUGGGCUGUAUUCCAUGCUCGUUCAUUAAGUCAAGCUCUUCACAGUUGGCCUUUCGUUUUGCGUUCCGACACGCCGCACUUCUCACUUGCACGACCAGAGACGAGGUCCGCUGAGAUGAAGAUGGACUCGGAGAAGUACUUACCUGAACUGAUGGCGGAGAAAAACACCUUGGACCCGUCUUUUGUCCACGCAGUGCGCCUUCUUGCUCACGAAAUUGAGAAGUACGAAGGCGACGAGCUGAGGAGAGAUGUUGAUGUGAAGAAAUACCUAGAUAUCAUCAGCAAUAAAAAUAUCAAGCUGUCGGAGAGAGUUCUCAUCCCUGUCCAACAGUAUCCAAAGUUUAAUUUUGUCGGAAAGUUACUGGGACCAAGAGGAAAUUCUAUGAAGCGAUUACAAGAAGAGACCGGAGUAAAGAUGUCCAUCCUCGGUAAAGGCUCCAUGAGAGACAAAGAAAAGGAAGAAGAGUUGAGGAAAAGCGGCGAGGCCAAAUAUGCACAUCUGAGUCAUGAUCUUCAUGUUUUAAUUGAAGUCUUUGCUCCACCUGGAGAAGCUUAUUCCCGGAUGAGUCACGCUUUAGAGGAGAUAAAGAAAUUCCUAGUUCCAGACUACAACGAUGAGAUCAGGCAGGAGCAGCUGAGGGAGCUCUCCCUGUUGAAUGGUUCGGACGACUCCAACCGAGGCAGGGCAGCACAAGGACGGAGCACACGGCCGGCGACUACAACAUCCACAAGGGUCCACAGAGGAGCAGGAAGGAGCACAGCAGCACCUCGGGCCUUGACGACGGUGACACACGGCAAACUUCCCACCACCAUUGCAACAAGGGAGGCACAAGCGCAGCGAGCCAGGGGGGCGGCAGGAAGCGCUGCAUACAGACCCCCGCUGUUAGCAGCCACACAUGAAUCAUACGACGACUAUGGCUAUGACGAUGGCUACGGAGGAGAAUAUGAUGAUGAGAGCUACGAGUCCUAUGAAGACGGUUACAGCAAUCCAUCAAAAAGUGUCUCAGAUUUUCACGAGUACGGAUACAGAACCGGGGAUGAAUCCUACAACAACUACGAAGACGAGUGGCCCACAUCCCGCCCGAAUCUCAAAGCUCCGGUUUUACGCCUGACAAGAGGGGGAUACCGAAAACAGCCCUAUGGUAGAUACUGAAGAUACAAAGGCAGUUUCUUUCUUGAAGAAACACAGAGCCACAGAGGUAGGUCAUUCAGAUAUCGAGUCGUUUGUCCUGAUCCAAUUGAGUUUGUAAUGUAUAUACAAGAAAAGCAGAAUCCAAAUGCCAUUCAUCCAGUUCAACCCAUGGUUCAGGCUCCCACAGAAUCAAUGCAAUGAAUGGAUAAAUAACAUUGCCUUGAACAAGAGAGCAUGUUUUGUGUAAGACGUCGGGCAUAUGCUUGUACUGUGAUUCGAAAACGGCUUACAUCCUCUAUCUGCAAAGAAUAGAACCAGUUUACUCUCACAAGGGCAGCUGAAGAAGACGCUAUCAGAGACAGAGUCUGUGCAGGGGCGAGGAGUCUGCGAGAUGAUGGGCAGUUGCUUUGUCUGCCUGCUUCAGUGGUAUGUCCGUCAGAAAGUGGAGAUUGAAGUUCUGUCAAUUUGAAGGCUUGAGGAACGUCUAAGGGGUCCUUUCCUGCUGGGGUUGACGCUCUUGCUGGACCCCAGAGGAGCACAGAGGAGACUUUCUCUGAAUAAAUGGGAGCAAAGUGCUCUCAUCAUCUCCAAACUACUGCUACUGGGAGGAUUUGGAAGUCCCUGCCCAGCGCCACCUCUGCUGAGCUUGACCCCUCUGUAGAGCUCGCACAGUGCAGACAUGUGCGGCAAUCCAAACUGUUGAUGACCUGGGUCACUUGACUGAUAGUUUCAUGGUAUUGAUCGGCUGUUCGUAUGCUGAAUAGACAGAUCUAUUCUUGGUUCAUCUCAAAGGCUUAUCAAUGGAGAACAACAAAAGUUUGGUUUCAGUCCACUCAACUCAGUCCACCAUUUUAGCCAACAUCAAGUGCUGAGGUUUGGCGACAAAACAUGACGUGUUUAGAUUAUGCAGAGAGGCCUCGGAAAUUCAUUCAACAAGACCAGGAAGUGAAAUGGAAGAGAAGCUGAGUCGCUGAGAUGAUAGCACCUCGGAAGGACAUGAUCUUGCUUUUGAUAUAGUUCCAUAGUGGAUAAAGGGCUGCUAUUCUGCCUCUCCAGUCCACCAUGUUGACAUUCCAUUAGACCCGCACCCAGCAGAUCGAUCCACUCUUUUUAAGUGGCUUUGGUGGCUAGUGGGUGCGAGUCGCGUUACAAGUGUCACCCGAAGCCUAGCAAGAUGAGAAGUGUCUAAAUGUUUACGCACGUUACAGACGCAAAGUUCUGCUUUAUUUGAACAUUAAUCUAAAGUAAUCUACCUAUAUACUGUAGUAGUCCCGAAUGUUGGGUCCCAAGUCAAGUGAGUACUUCCACUUUUCUGCACACAUCAAAAGAAUAAAAACUGAAAUUAUUUUAUGAGUCGGUUGGACCCUAAAAACCUUUCAAAUUGAUUUCCAUAAUAAAUUUACUGAGAGAGAAGGGAGAGAGAAGACACGGGGAGUCCGGCUCCUUGAAGAGAGCCAGAUCUUGAGGAGUGCUUUAUUUCCAAGUACUGGCUUGUUUUCGUGGCUCAUUCAAAACUUGGCAUCAUUUUAAAAAGCUAAAUUUGAAAACACUCUCCUGCAGAAUUUACUGUAUUCACUAACCCGUGAAAAUGUAAUGCAAGUGAGACACAUCUGGGACAUACUAAAUGGACCACGGAAUAUCAUCCUGCGGGCUGCAGCUGGCCCUCAGGCCAUGAGUUUGAGACCCCUGAGUUAGGCUGCCUUCAUUAUAGUAACUAGAACACAAGCCUCGGCUGGGUUCCUAAACAACAGUGCAGUGGGUGUGUGGCAUCGCGCGUGUGUAAAUACUGAGAUUCUCGUAGCUCUCUCUGAACCAGUCGAUAGGAGCAGUGCGCGUCUGCUGAGCGGUUGUGCGCCACCCACUUCUUUCCACCUCAAAAUCCACGGCUGAUAAAUAAAUGGAGAGUUUCUGAAUCACGCGUGAAUCAUGUGUGAGUCACUCCCAGAUACAGAUCGGCAUUGAAGCCCAACCAUUCAAGCCCAACCACGACAACCGUUGCUUGCUUUACAAAUUCCGAUUUCUAUACGGACGAUAGCUCAUUGAAGACAUGAAAAGCGCAGACACCCAUUUAAAGUCAAAGAAAUGAAGAACUGAAACGGCAGCAGAUUAGAAAGUAAUUAAUCAUCUGAUUCUAAAGGCAGGCCCGUGAUGUGAGGGUCCCUUGAAGGGAAGUUUGCCAAAACUCGAGUGUAAGAUUAAUUAUAAUUACGAGCAGACAGCUAGCACAAAAGCGUCUUAUCAUUUCGCUCACAGGAAAGUAGGGAUUCUCUUAUUUGCUUUUUUGGCAUCACACAGAGCUCAAUCCAGAUCCACUUCUUUCCCUAUUUGUUGUCUCACCACUGGCUGUACUCAUAUUUGGAACAAUGAAGUGUUGUCACAUGAAGAGGUGAAUGAUAAGGAAAGAGAGACUGGCUUUCAUGUGCACUUAUGAUAGGAUUUUAAAAAGGUGCAGCCGGAAAAGCUCACGGACCACUGCUGAUUUUGUCAUGCUUGUUGAGGUUUAGCCUUGUGAAGGAACGUGCUAGCACUUCAUAUGUGUUGUUGAUAUACAGCGUGGGUGGGCAAUUGCUCGAGGGGCCACAUUCUUUCCUGGGACCUAUGUGAGGGGCCACAAGCCUCUGAAUAGAUAAUGGAAAUAAUGUUUUUAAAUGGAAAAUAGCUUGGCAACAGAACAUGUUAAAAAUGCAAAUAUGCUUUUUAGAAAAGUACUUUAUUACAAAGUAUUUUGAUGAAUAUUUUUCUUUCAUUGUUUUGAUGGAUGAAUAAAUACAAAAAUUGUUUUUUAUCUAGAAUUCAAAUAGUAGCUAGAAUUCAAAUAGACCUCAGACCCCAUGAGGGCCGCAUGGAUACAGGCAGAGGGCCGCAUAUGGCCCCCAAGCCAAGAGUCCUGCUUUGCCACAUUGGUACAAAGCUUCACUAGAGUCUCUAAAGGACUGCAGCACUCCAAAUCUAUCUGCGUUUGUGUGCUUGUGCAGAGGGCUGUGUGGACUUUUACUCCCAGUCUUACACUGAGGAUGAGAGUUUUAAGAUGACCACGCCCAGUUGAAUCAUACAAGGGCAGUCUGGAGUGAAUGUGUUCAGCUGAGGGCCACUUAUUUAGGACUCUUUUUUUUGUCAUGGACUAGGUUUCAUGAAACAGUUUCCUGUGUUUCAGAGGCCACUAGGUGGCACUGUCUGCCAUAUAUUCUUUAGCUAUGAAGAAAUCUUUUAAAGAGCCCCAUAUUAUAUUUUUACAUCAAGAGCGCCAUCUACUGAGCUCUGAAAAUUUGGACACUGUUCCAUCAACCCAUCACUUCUUCACUCUUCCGUCUUUCUAACUCACCCAGCUGCAAACCUGGAGGCCAACAACCUUUGAUUUAAGCUGGUGUGUCUCCACCAGAUGUUCCAGGUUGUACACACGGUUGCCUUAAGAAGGUUCUUCAUAAAUCGGCCCCAACUUUGCUCAAAAUAUCCUCCAAAUAAAAUGUCAUCCUUGGGCACAAAGAUUCCAGCUCCUUGUUGUGCACCCUUGUUUCACUGUGUUCACUCGCUGUGGACGUUCAUUUGUUAGCACUGGUGCUCUUCUGCUCCAGAGCAGAAGAUACAUGAAGCUGCUGCCAGAAGACUAAAGGCUGUGGGACUCGGCCGCACCGCCAUUAGUCUGGAGAACAGCUCGGUGCGUAUCUCUCUCCUCUCACCAAGCAACACCUGGCAGACUUUUAAUCGAGGAGUUUUGCACGCCUGCGUUAAACGUGUCUGUAAUUGUGAAUGCAAUUCAACGUCUGCAUCUCAGACACGCAGUGUUCAUCACAGGCCUGUGUUAACAGCUCGUACAUUUUCGUCCAGUGGGAUCCUUGCUUGAAUAUUCCUGUGAUGCUCCUGCAGCCUUUGCCAAAUUCACUUUCAGGUGCAUUUUCCUGACAGAUUUCCUGCCAGCAUUAAAACUUGCUGCACCUCCGAUCCUCAAGAGCCCAACAGUGUCUGUGCAUAUCUUAAUUCUGAUGCAACAAAUCUAACUGCUCACACAAAUUGAUGGGAUUGGCUGCAUUGUUAAUUUAGGAUCUUUAUCGUUUCACUGCUCAGGGCAGGCGUUAAAUAAAUGGUGCGAUUAAGAUGCUCUAUUUUGAAUAUCAAACAAGAUUUCCGGAGAAAUUACACCAACUUUAUUUCUUUAAAGGAAAGAAUAGAAUGUAAUAUUCCAAUCUACAUUUGCUAUGAAAGCAUAGACUGAUAUUAGCUUUCUUCGAGCACCAGCGUUUUUUUGGAAGCUGAACUUUAGCAAGGGCAGAUGGGAAUUCAUCUUUGACCUGUCAAUCCAAGACUCCAUCGCACCAUACAAGACAGCAGGAGAACAGAGUCAGCCCAGUAGACACCGAUGUUAUCCCAAUAUACAAAAGUAAAGAAAAGCUUGGUUUGCAUUUUAUUUCAAACACAAACUGACAAUUAAAGGUGGAAUAUAAGUAUUUUCCAGAGCAACUGAAAAACACAUUAGAUGUUAAAAAGCACAAUAAGAGGUCCCUAAAUGUAUAACAUUUUACAUAUACAGUUCAGCAGCACAGUGGCGCAAUGGUCGCGCUGCAGCCUCUCAGCAAGAAGGUUCAGGGUUUGAAUUAGAAAAUUACUGCUUCUCUCUGUUACUUCAACAGCGAAGUACGUUUUAUCCAUCAUUUCCUUCCUCUUAUUUUUAGUACUAAACAGUUGCCAAGAACCCAGCAUAGCCGCAAUGCAGGAUAGGAGGUCACUACUAUCAAAAUAUCAUGCUUCAAUUGAUAUUUAAUUUACCUUUAAUAGUAUUUUAAAUAACAUUGAUGUCGGCAGGAGGCGGUAGAGUUCGGACAGAGAUUGGAGCUCGCACUUGCAAAUCCUUUGAGAUUUGUGGUUUUAUAAUCCAGACUUCCAGCAAAAUACUGAGCUAUUUUCUCUCCGACACGCCAGCAGAAUGGAACAUAGCUGUAGCUAAUAUGCAUAGAUUAGCAAAAUAGGUGGGGAUCCAAGACUGGGCAUAUUUCUACUCAUGAUAUCAAAUAUUAUAACACACUUAAUACCUGCUAGCUCAGUUGAUUCACGGCCUGCUGGAUGAAUAUAUUCAUGAUAAUUCCUUGCCGCUCUUUCUGACCUUUAUCAUCAGCAGGGUGAAGUCCUAAAUGGCCGCUCGGAUUCAGCAGCAUGUGACAGUCCUCAAUAUACCUCAAAGGUGAGUGAAUGCAAAGGCUUCAAUUAAUUCCACAGGAUAGAUUCUGUUUCACCUCAUAAGGAAAGGACGGCGCGACGACGACUCGCGGUCGUCCCGUGGUUUAUGCGGCGACUGGGGUUUUAAUGUGGGUUAGCUGGCUUGUUUAUGAGAGUUUCUGGGAUGGCAUUUUCACAAGGGCUGUAAAAAUGAGAGGUUUUGCGUGGUAUCUGCGUGAAAAGGUCUCAGGAAUAUUAGAAGUGAAGUGGAAGGUAAAAACCACGUCCAAUGAGGUGCAGGGAUGCAGGACAGGAUAGGGAGGCGUGUUACUCUCCAACACAAACAUACACAAUUAUUAUUGCCGUACAAAUAUGAUCAUUAACUCGAGGGAAAGAAAAUGUGUCAGUCGCUUUUUGUAGUUUCAUUAUGAUGUUGUUAGGAGGGGCAGACGCAUCAUCUCAACAUUCCCUUUUUAGAUUCUCCGUUUUUCAUUCAACAAGGAAUUCAUACCAGCAACUGGGAUAAAAUCAUUGUAGAUUUGUCAGAGGCCUGUUAAUUGUUGCAGAUGGAAAAUAGUAAAAACCAAAAAUACUUAAGGCUGGGCAUGGAAGAAUUCAGGCUCAGCAAUUAUGACUACACACUGUAGAGCAGGGGUUCUUGACCUUUUUGAUCUUGGGGCCCACCUUUCCCAGAACAAAUGGGCCCGGGGCCCAUUCAAUGUAACUGAUUCAUGACUUUUGAUUUCAUUUGUGAUCAAUAACCAUAUUUAAUCUACUUACACAUAAACAAGCCAAAACCUUGUGAAAUGUCAUGAAACCAUGUGAUCAUCCCAAAUAUUUGUCAUCGAAAAGUCCUACCAGCAGCAGAACCAGGUGCAAAUCAUAUUCAUCAAAUUUACUCAAGAAAAAAAGGGAAAAAAAUACCAUUGAUGCAAAAUUUGGAAAAACUACAACAUUCUUAAUAAAACAAAUAUAAUAAAAAUGUCUAAAUAUCAUAAAAUAAAAAUAAUAUAUAUUAUUUAAACUCCAAGGAAGAUAUAAGUAAAGUGUAAAUGAAAGUAUCACAAUAAAAUAAAUUUUCAAAACUGAUUUCAUGAACAGUUUUUACUGUUGGAGGGCCAGCAUCACUUUCUUUAUCAUUUUUCUUUUCAAGAACUUCUCCAUAG
Messenger RNA from Synchiropus splendidus (mandarinfish), 7592 nucleotides. It is a transcript of the gene khdrbs2, whose product is annotated as KH domain containing, RNA binding, signal transduction associated 2. NCBI's taxonomy places the organism in Eukaryota, Metazoa, Chordata, Actinopteri, Syngnathiformes, Callionymidae. Gene Ontology annotation, cellular component: nucleus. The transcript is spliced from 10 exons. Gene Ontology annotation, biological process: regulation of alternative mRNA splicing, via spliceosome. The record is from RefSeq and is a predicted model, not a curated record. The coding region runs from base 262 to 1299 and encodes 345 amino acids. Gene Ontology annotation, molecular function: mRNA binding; poly(A) binding.